This is a messenger RNA of Scheffersomyces coipomensis, 865 nucleotides long. It is a transcript of the gene RLP24, whose product is annotated as ATPase-activating ribosome biosynthesis protein. Gene Ontology annotation, biological process: ribosomal large subunit biogenesis. Gene Ontology annotation, cellular component: nucleolus. The transcript has a single exon. Bases 198 to 788 code for a protein of 196 amino acids. NCBI's taxonomy places the organism in Eukaryota, Fungi, Ascomycota, Pichiomycetes, Serinales, Debaryomycetaceae. The record is from RefSeq and is a predicted model, not a curated record.
AGAUGGAUUAUACUCUAUACUAUUUUACUUGAUCUUAACUGAUAACUUGUAUUGAAGAAGAAGACGAAGAAGAAGAAGAAGAUAGAUACAUUGUACUACUGCUGCUACUGCCAUCAUACUCAUAUACAUAUUCACCACUUUGCAUUUCCUAUUCCACCAGUUCACUUCAUAUAAUCUAAUUUACAUAUAUUUCUAAGAUGAGAGUUUAUCAAUGUCAUUUCUGUUCUGCUCCAGUAUAUCCUUUACAUGGUAUAAUGUUUGUUAGAAACGAUGCUAAGGAAUUCAGAUUCUGUCGUUCCAAAUGUCAUAAAUCAUUCAAACAAAGACGUAAUCCAAGAAAAUUAAGAUGGACUAAAGCGUUUAGAAAAGCUGCUGGUAAAGAAUUAGUAGUUGAUUCAACUUUAACUUUUGCUGCUAGAAGAAACGUUCCUGUUAGAUAUAAUAGAGAUUUAGUGGCUACUACCCUUAAAGCCAUGUCUAGAAUAGAAGAAAUUAGACAAAAGAGAGAAAGAGCCUUCUAUAAGAAUAGAAUGAGAGGUAAUAAAGAUAAAGAUUUAGCUUAUGAUAGAAAAUUAAUUGAACAACAUCCUGAAUUAUUAAGAAUGAGAGAAGUUGAAUUAAGAAGAAAGGCUGAAAGAUUAGCUGCUAAAGAAAACGCCAUGGAAGAAGAAGAAGAAAUUACUUCUGAUGAUAUGAUGAGUGAAGAUGAAGAUAUGGAAUCUGAAUCUGAAGCUGAACAAGUUAAACAAAAGGUAUUGUUAAAAAACAAAAGAAAGACUAGAGCUUAAUCAUCAUCGUUUAGUUUAACCCCCAUUUUUUGUAUAAUAGUUUAAAAAAAAGUUAAUAUAUAUUAAUAACAUUGAGA